Messenger RNA from Leopardus geoffroyi (Geoffroy's cat), 2643 nucleotides. RefSeq names its product protein ADP-ribosylarginine hydrolase. Bases 120 to 1208 code for a protein of 362 amino acids. Gene Ontology annotation, molecular function: lipase activity; ADP-ribosylarginine-[protein] hydrolase activity; magnesium ion binding. The record is from RefSeq and is a predicted model, not a curated record. NCBI's taxonomy places the organism in Eukaryota, Metazoa, Chordata, Mammalia, Carnivora, Felidae. Gene Ontology annotation, biological process: lipid metabolic process; protein de-ADP-ribosylation. The transcript is spliced from 4 exons.
CUCCAGGUGCUUGCCAGCCUGCAUUCCCUGGCCCACAGCAGUGCAACUGAAAGGGGACUCCUGGAAGUCCUAGGACUUGAACAUAACCCUGAGUAAAAGGUUUUAGACACCGCCUCAUCAUGUGUGAGGGACUGAUGGAGAGGUAUGUGGCUGCCAUGGUGCUGAGCGCAGCUGGAGAUGCCUUAGGGUACUUCAAUGGGAAGUGGGAGUUUCUUCGGGAUGGAGAAAAGAUUCACCAGCAGCUGGCCCAGCUUGGUGGGUUGGACACCAUAGAUGUGGAGAGGUGGAGAGUCAGCGAUGACACAGUAAUGCACCUGGCCACGGCAGAAGCUCUUGUGGAAGCUGGGAAAAUCUUGGAUUUGGCUCACCUGUAUUCCCUACUUGCUAAGCAUUACCAAGACUGCAUGGGAGACAUGGAUGGCCGAGCACCAGGGGGUGCUUCAGUGCAGAAUGCCAUGCUACUGGAGCCAGACAAGGCCAAUGGCUGGAGGAUUCCCUUUAACAAGCACGAGGGCGGCUGCGGGGCUGCCAUGCGUGCUAUGUGCAUCGGUCUCAGGUUCCCCCACCACGGACAGCUGGACACGCUGAUCCAGGUGAGCAUCGAGAGUGGCAGGAUGACCCACCACCACCCUACAGGCUACCUGGGCGCUCUUGUUUCUGCUCUUUUUACAGCCUAUGCUGUGAACAACAAGCCUCCCAGGCAGUGGGGAAAAGAAAUGAUGGAGGUGCUACCAGAAGCUAAAAAGUACAUUAUCCAAUCAGGCUACUUUUUGGAGAAGAAUCUUCAACACUGGUCCUACUUCCAAGACCAAUGGGAAAAAUACCUAAAACUUAGAGGGAUUUUGGAUGGCAAAUCAGCCCCUACCUUCCCCAAGCCCUUUGAUGUGAAGGAGAGGGAUCAGUUCUAUACCUCCGUGAGCUACUCUGGCUGGGGUGGCAGCAGUGGACACGAUGCCCCCAUGAUUGCUUAUGAUGCCAUCCUGGCUGCAGGAGACUCCUGGAAGGAGCUUGCCCAUCGAGCCUUUUUCCAUGGUGGAGACAGUGAUUCUACAGCUGCUAUUGCUGGCUGCUGGUGGGGAGUUAUGUAUGGUUUUAAAGGAGUGAGUCCCUCCAACUAUGAGAAACUAGAAUACAGAAACCGGCUGGAAAAGACAGCCAGGGCUUUGUAUUCUCUUGGGUCAAAGGAAGAUACUGUAGUUACCCUUUAGAGAGAUGUGACAUCAUUUCUCGUGGUUGCUCCUCUUAUGUAGUCCAGUUUCUUUUCAUUUUUUCCAAAGUCAAGAGUUUUAACCUUGUACUCCAGGAAUUUUGAGGUAACAUGUCCCUUGAGCACCUGAAGCUUGUCUUUCCAAAUUCAUCCUGUCCCCCCUGACUCUGUCCCUCUUUCUGUCCUUUAUCUCAGUUGAUAGAAGUCAGUAUCUCCCCAAGCUAGAAGUCUCAUGGCCCCAUAUUUGAGUCUUCAUUUUCAUCAUCUAAUCUUUCACUAAGUUUUUUCUGUGUGUCUCAGGUUGAGUUCUCCAAAAGUGGACUUUGAGACAAAGAUUCAAUAACAAGUAGUUUAUUUGGGAGGUGAUUCCAGGAAGCCCUGGUAGGAAAAUGGGAAGUGAGACAGGGAGGAGAGGGGAGGGAAGCCAGCACAAGGUGCGAUGAGCAGGUCAGCACUCUGGCCAGUUGGGACUAGUCCAUCUGGGUUCUCUGUAAGGCACUCCUCAAGAGUUGUCCCACCCAAGGGGCAAGCAAACCUGGGGUGUCCAUCCGUCACCUUCCAUUUGGCAUUGGUUGAGGACCACUCCUAGGGACGCUAACUCCCUGGUACUUCUUGGCCUGUCUUUUGUGCAAGCCAGACACAAAUGUCUUCAGGCAAAGGCUCAGAGGUGCUUGCAAUGGCAAGCUGUACAGUGCAUGGGAAGAGUGAAGGAGGUAUGUGGGGUCCCAAUAGCAUCUGCCAGAUGGUCUGCCUCCUAAAUGUCCUUCACAUCUGUUACUCUUUUACUUUCUUGCACCAGUAUUUUUCAGUUGGAUUUCUGCAGUCCAGGGUACUCAAGUCUGGGGAGAUGCUGCUCCAAGCUGUACUCUGUACUUUGCUGGCUGUGACACUUAACGAAUUGCCAGUUUUGUUGUUUUCUCUUGGCUUGUCUUUAUUUUCCUCUAGACACAACCUAGCAAAGUGCCUGGGAACAUGGGAGGUACUUGAUCAGUAUAUAUUAAAUGAAUGUUGUUAAUCACCUCCUGUCUGGUCCCUUAAUUCCAGUCUUGCCUUCCUCCUUGCCCUCCAGAGUUAUCUUUACAAAUCAGUCAUGCUGAACUUCUAAUCAUGUUCCAAUGAAUACUCACCCCCUUUCUCCAUUUCUUAAUGCUCUUCCCUCUCCUUUUCCACCUGGUAGAUGCUUACUCAUCCUUCAAGCCCCAGCUCAGGUAGAACCUUCUGGGUGAAACUUGCUGUGAUUAUUCGGGCACUUGGCCACUUUCUCCUCAUAUACCCACAGCCUUGUCUCCAGGCUUGUCACCACACUGGUCCUGUUGAGUGGUGAUUGGGUGUCUUCUGAGGACAAACUCAGAUUCCUUGUGAGGAAUUAUCUUAUUCUCUUUGUGGCCUGUCUGCUGGCCCAUGAGAGACAUUCAAUAAAUAGGAGGUUCAUCAAA